AUGUCUACCUCAUCCGACCCCAAACCCACCCUAGUCCGGUGGUACAUCGACACUCGCCCCCUAACCGCCACCUCCAACGCCCUCCCCCUCCUCGACACCCUCCAACCCACCGAACAACAAGCCAUCCAGAAAUACUAUCACUUGAAGGACAGACACAUGUCCCUAGCCUCUAACCUACUUAAAUACCUCUUCAUCCACCGCACCUGCCGCAUCCCCUGGUCCCAAAUCACCAUCAGCCGGACCCCAGCCCCGCAUCAUCGACCCUGCUUCAUCCCAUCCGCAGCAGUCCUCUCCGCCUCCAGCUCCUCAAUCCCAACGGUCGAAUUCAACGUCAGCCACCAGGACUCAAUGGUCGCCUUAGCCGGCACUACCAUCCCACCCAAUGCCAAGAAAGAAGAAAUCCAAGUAGGAAUUGACAUAACCAGCACAACGGAACACCUCCGCUCCCCGCGCAACCCGUCCCCUCCCACCCGGUCAGCCUUCCUGGAAUACGUCUCCAUCUUCACGGAGAUAUUCUCGGCGAGGGAACUAUCUUUGAUUAAAUCGCUCACGCAUCCUGUGUAUCAUUAUCCGGUGUCGUCGACGGAGGGGGUGGUGUAUAGUUAUCGGGUGUUUUUUGCGUACUGGGCGCUUAAGGAGGCGUAUAUUAAGAUGACGGGGGAGGCGUUGUUGGCGGAGUGGUUGAGGGAAUUGGAGUUUUUGGAUGUGAGGGUCCCGGAUAAGGAUGGGGAGGUGUAUAGGAGGGUCAGGGUGGAGAUGAACGGGAGGGAGGUCGGGGAUGUUAGGGUUGAGGUGCAGGCGUUUGAAGGGGGGUAUUUGGUUGCUACGGCGGCCAGAGGGGGAGGUGUUGGGAGGAUAGAGGGAGAAGGGAAAGAUGUGUGGGAGGGAUUGAGGAGGUUGGAUGUUGAGGGGGAUGUUAGGGAUUGUGCGGAGGGGAGGUGUGCUUGUUUGGAGUGA
Molecule: messenger RNA, 957 nt
Organism: Aspergillus welwitschiae
Lineage: Eukaryota; Fungi; Ascomycota; Eurotiomycetes; Eurotiales; Aspergillaceae
Product: 4'-phosphopantetheinyl transferase family protein
Exons: 1
Coding region: 1-957 (318 amino acids)
Cellular component (GO): cytosol
Molecular function (GO): holo-[acyl-carrier-protein] synthase activity; magnesium ion binding
Source: RefSeq, a predicted model, not a curated record